GGACGAGGUUCUGCGAGGAGAGAGGCUCAGAGUAGUCUGGGAAGUGUAGUCCAGUUGGCCUGGAAGAAGAGUCGCGGUGGGCGCCAAGGUUCUGGGAAGGGGCCGAGCAGGCUUGAAAACAGACUGUGUCUUCCUUUUAACUCUGUGCUGGAGCACAAGAAGUGUUUGUUUCAUGAAUGACGUAUCCAUUUAGGACCUGCUUAGCCUCUGAGGAUAACUCUGUGAACUGCAGCUAAUAGUUCACUGGGCCUGGCCCUUGGUGUUGAUUUCAGUAUGCUGCGACGAAAACCAACCCGCCUGGAGCUCAAGCUUGAUGACAUUGAGGAAUUUGAGAGUAUUCGAAAGGACCUGGAAAACCGUAAGAAACAAAAGGAAGAUGUGGAAGUUGUAGGAGGCAGUGAUGGAGAAGGCGCCAUUGGGCUCAGCAGUGACCCCAAGAGCCGGGAACAAAUGAUCAAUGAUCGAAUUGGUUAUAAACCCCAACCCAAGCCCAACAAUCGUUCAUCUCAAUUUGGAAGUUUUGAAUUUUAAAGGUGCAUUAUCUUGUGUACCAGAGCCCCGGAAUGGAGUAAAAUGAUGGCAGAAGUACAAACAAGAUUUAGAGAAUCGAGUGCUUGGAAUCAAGCAGAAUGUUUAACCUCCUGCAGAGAGAAAUACUUCUGCAAGAGAUUACUGAUGCUUAACUUUCACUCUAAGCUGAAAUCCAAACUCUAGUUUGUCUCUGGAAAAUUUGACUCUAUAAAACUUGUCUGAUUUUUGUUUUUAAAAAUAAAUCUAUUUUUGGAAAAGGG
Molecule: messenger RNA, 791 nt
Organism: Equus quagga
Lineage: Eukaryota; Metazoa; Chordata; Mammalia; Perissodactyla; Equidae
Gene: CDC26
Product: cell division cycle 26
Exons: 4
Coding region: 274-531 (85 amino acids)
Biological process (GO): protein K11-linked ubiquitination; anaphase-promoting complex-dependent catabolic process; regulation of mitotic cell cycle
Cellular component (GO): anaphase-promoting complex
Source: RefSeq, a predicted model, not a curated record